UCGAAGGAAAUGUUAACGAAAAACACGUCGAUGUUUGGAAAUUUACGGGUUAAAUCAUUGUGGUCAUAGGCUUGUACGUUUGAAUUGAAACAUGCUUAAUCAAAAGUACACAUACAUUUAGAAAAAAACCCCGAAAGUGCAUGGUGUAGUAGGUAACUUGUUUGAUAUGAAAUAGUAGUAAAGUUUGUUCUUGCUCUGCCACCUACAUGUUAUUCAGCUUAGGAAAGCUGUUUGUCCUGGAAGUAAGUCUUCUGUUAACAUGUUUCCUUGGCGACCAUCUACUUACACAUCCUGUUACUAACCAGCGAUAUCUGGUUGCCAUUGGUGACAGUCUCACUCAUGGAUUUGUAGGAGCCAUCUCUUGGGUCAUUGUUAUUGAUGCAAAGAACAGACAUGAUAUUGCCCAGUGUUUGCUGUGUUUGAUGUUUGCCAUGGCUGUAGAUGUGGACCAUUUCAUCGCUGCAAAAUCACUUAGCUUAGAGGCAGCCUUGUCGUUACCCUCCCGACCACCAUUCCAUGCCACAACUGUGAUAUUUCUUGUGGACCUUAUUCUUCUCAUCAUGGCAGCCAUUCUAAAAUCUGGAACACCUCUGACUUUAGCCCUCAUGUUCACUGUUGCCUGGUUUUCUCACCAUGUGAGAGAUGGGACUAGGAGGGGGCUAUGGUUACCUCCCUUUACUGAAACACCGCCAUUGUCAGGAUUGGCGUAUUUAGGACUGAUUAUGGUUAUACCUUUGUUAGGCAGAAUUUUAUAUACAAAUUGGUUGCAGUUUUCUACUGACAGACAGUUAAAGAUCAUAGAAAGUAACAUUGUAUAGUGAUUUUAUUAUGAAUUGUUUAUAAUUAAUAAAUCAUUUGGUACUAUAUGCAUUGUGGUCAAGUUUCAAUUAUCUACAAUACAACGAGAGUGGACAAGAAACAGUUUAG
This is a messenger RNA of Mya arenaria, 927 nucleotides long. RefSeq names its product transmembrane protein 267-like. The record is from RefSeq and is a predicted model, not a curated record. NCBI's taxonomy places the organism in Eukaryota, Metazoa, Mollusca, Bivalvia, Myida, Myidae. The transcript has 4 exons. Bases 207 to 818 code for a protein of 203 amino acids.